AGCCAGACUUUUCUAUACUGGUACAGACGUGCAGUCUAGUAGCUCGCGCGCACAGUAUGUCAGUACGUAGUGGUAUGUCUUGCGCUUGCGCCUGUCGGUGGAUGGCAUUUCUCUCGCAAAAUCGCGACGCGGAUGCACAGACGAAUCGGCGAUGGAUCAUGGUGGAUCACGCCAGGUGCUGCAGGGCCGCACCACACCGCUGCAGCGUCACCGUCGGUGCAGCACACGCCGCCCCGCCACCCGCGCGCACAUCGGUGACAGCAUCAGCUCACCUCGGUAGCUAUUAAAAUCCAUCCCCCUUCUCCACCUCACCUCUCCUCCCUCCCAGACAGGCUCCAUUUUCCACUCUCCCCUCCUGGCCUCCCACCUCCCAUCCGGAUCUCGCCGCGCCGCGCCGCGCCACCCUUUUCCGCGCCGCGUCGUCGGGCAUGGGCGUCGCCACCAACGGCUCCUCCUCCUCCACCUCGGAGUCGGCGGAGACCGCGCAGUCGCAGGCGUACAAGUUCCUCAUCUACGGCCGGACCGGGUGGAUCGGGGGCCUGCUCGGCCAGCUCUGCGCCGCGCGGGGCAUCCCCUUCGCCUACGGCGCCGGGCGCCUCGAGAACCGCGCCCAGCUCGAGACCGACAUCGACGAGGUCGCGCCCACCCACGUGUUCAAUGCCGCGGGGGUCACCGGCCGCCCCAACGUCGACUGGUGCGAGACCCACCGCACCGAGACCAUCCGCGCCAACGUCUGCGGCACGCUUACGCUCGCCGACGUCUGCCGCGCCCGCGGCCUCGUGCUCAUCAACUACGCCACGGGCUGCAUCUUCGAGUACGACGCCGGCCACCAGCUCGGCACAGGGAUCGGGUUCAAGGAGGAGGACACGCCCAACUUCGUCGGAUCAUUCUACUCCAAAACCAAGGCCAUGGUUGAGGAACUGCUAAAAAACUACGAGAAUGUAUGUACACUUCGUGUAAGGAUGCCUAUUUCAUCCGAUCUAUCCAAUCCUCGCAACUUCAUCACUAAAAUCGCCCGGUAUGAUAAAGUGGUUGAUAUACCAAAUUCAAUGACAAUAUUGGAUGAGCUUCUUCCUAUCUCAAUCGAAAUGGCAAAGAGAAACCUCACUGGGAUCUGGAAUUUCACUAAUCCUGGCGUGGUGAGCCACAAUGAAAUAUUGGAAAUGUAUAGGGAUUACAUUGAUCCGAAUUUUUCUUGGAAGAACUUUACCCUGGAGGAGCAAGCCAAGGUCAUAGUUGCACCGAGAAGCAAUAAUGAGCUUGAUUGUACCAAGCUGAAGGCGGAAUUUCCAGAACUUUUGUCAAUCAAGGAUUCUCUGGUAAGGUAUGUUUUCAAGCCAAAUCAGAAGACGUCCAAGGCUUGACAAAUGGAACGGUCUGCACACAAUGUUGUUGUUAUUUAUUCCAUAUAAAUUGACAUUUCUCUCCCUGGUGACAAUCAAUAAGCAUGCAUGAUGACUCUUUCCCUGUGUGUGCAUUGUUUUUGAAGCAGAUAGGUUUCUCAUAGGAAGUCAUACCCCGUCCCGUCAUAUUGAUUACAUAGAACAAGGCAAGGUGCCAUAUAGUUCAACUUUUGUAUGUCUUCUGGAUCGUAUGAAUACCGUGGGAAAUGGGUAAGGGUGGAGAUUCCUCUGUUUGUAUCUUACAAUUGGAAUACAGUCAGUUGCACUGCGUGUUGUUCAAUAGGAAAUGGCUUUGGACUUUCCUUCAUGUAACAUGUAAUGUAAUACAUUGAAUUCUCAGCUAAUAUAUUGAUAUUUGAUAGUAUCGA
Molecule: messenger RNA, 1771 nt
Organism: Oryza sativa Japonica Group (Japanese rice)
Lineage: Eukaryota; Viridiplantae; Streptophyta; Magnoliopsida; Poales; Poaceae
Product: bifunctional dTDP-4-dehydrorhamnose 3,5-epimerase/dTDP-4-dehydrorhamnose reductase
Biological process (GO): S-adenosylmethionine biosynthetic process
Cellular component (GO): methionine adenosyltransferase complex
Molecular function (GO): methionine adenosyltransferase regulator activity
Source: RefSeq, a predicted model, not a curated record